This is a messenger RNA of Monopterus albus (swamp eel), 4461 nucleotides long. Its product is annotated as ephrin type-A receptor 6. The record is from RefSeq and is a predicted model, not a curated record. Gene Ontology annotation, biological process: protein phosphorylation; ephrin receptor signaling pathway; axon guidance. NCBI's taxonomy places the organism in Eukaryota, Metazoa, Chordata, Actinopteri, Synbranchiformes, Synbranchidae. The coding region runs from base 556 to 3516 and encodes 986 amino acids. The transcript has 17 exons. Gene Ontology annotation, molecular function: ATP binding; transmembrane-ephrin receptor activity; protein binding. Gene Ontology annotation, cellular component: plasma membrane; dendrite.
CCUGUACAGAUACGCACACUCUUCCACUGGAGCCGCCGCUUCAGCUGCUCCUCCACUGCAUCCAGAUCAUUGCUCUGUUUGUGCCCAUCUCGUUACUGCAGCUGACCGGGCAGCACACAGGAGGCUAACAGUCCGCGGCACAUCGCCGUGCCAACAACAGGAUUUGUCAAGACUGUCACGACUCUGUGCGCCACGGAGACGCACCAGGUUUAAAGGGCGUUUUAAUGUGUCUUGAAACAAUGUAGUAACGGUGACUGAAGUCCAUGGGAAAGCCUCAAAGUUGUUAGGAGCUAAGUGUUCCGUAUCUUAUUUGGAAAUUUGAUCUCACUUUAGACUGUCCAGAUUCUCUUCGUUCCGAGCCUCUGCCUCCAGGUAGCCUAAAGGAUGGAUCGCUUGUUUCGUUACCCGGCAGCUCUCUCUAACCGGGACCAAAUGUAAGGACCAGGACCAGUGGAUCGGUGCCUGUAGCGGAUCCGACCGCGCUUUUUCUCUGACUACGUUACCUCCAGGUUAGAAGUACCUCAGACAAAGCCGGUGAUAGAUGUUGCAGCAGACAUGAGUUUGGGAAACCGAUUUGUCCUCCUUCCACUCUUUCUUGGAAUUGUCCUCAGACGCUUCAGCCACUGCAACCAAGUUGUGUUGCUGGAUACGACAUCUGUGCUUGGAGAACUUGGAUGGAAGACGUAUCCAAUAAAUGGGUGGGAUGCCAUCACAGAGAUGGAUGAGCACAACCGGCCCAUCCAUACUUUCCAGGUUUGCAAUGUGAUGGAGCCCAACCAAAACAACUGGCUUCGUUCCAACUGGAUCUCUCGACAGGCAGCCCAAAAGAUCUAUGUGGAGCUUCGCUUCACCUUGCGUGACUGCAACUCAAUCCCCUGGGUGUCUGGCACCUGUAAGGAGACCUUCAACCUUUUCUACCAUGAGACCGAUGAGGCUCAUGGAGUCAAAUUUAAGCCUACACAGUACACCAAGAUUGACACCAUCGCUGCUGAUGAGAGCUUCACUCAAAUGGAUCUUGGAGAUCGCAUUCUCAAACUCAACACAGAGGUGCGUGAGGUGGGCCCUAUGACUAGGAAGGGCUUCUAUCUGGCAUUCCAAGACAUCGGUGCCUGCAUUGCUUUGGUUUCAGUGAGGGUUUACUAUAAGAAAUGUCCAUUUACUCUAAGGAACUUGGCAUCAUUUCCAGACACAGUACCUCGUGUGGACUCCUCCUCAUUGGUGGAGGUGCGGGGGGCAUGUAUUGACCAUGCUGAAGAAAGAGACACACCCAAACUGUUCUGUGGAGCUGAUGGUGACUGGUUGGUUCCUUUGGGAAGAUGUGUCUGCAGUGUUGGGUAUGAGGAGAUCGAUGGCUCAUGUGUUGCGUGCCACCCUGGCUUCUACAAGGCAUAUGCUGGAAACAUCAAGUGUUCAAAGUGCCCUCUACAUAGUUUCAGCUAUGGAGAAGGUGCUGCUAUCUGCCGCUGUGAGAAGAGCUUUUUCAGGGCUGAGAAAGAUCCUCCAACUAUGGCUUGUACACGCCCCCCAUCUCCACCUCGUAACUUAAUGUUUAACCUGAACGACACCUGUCUGAUGCUGGAGUGGUUGCCUCCCAGUGACAACGGCGGCCGUCGAGAUGUCACCUAUAAUGUUCAGUGCAAACGCUGUGGCCCUGAGCCUGAUCAGUGCCAGCUGUGUGAGGAGGAGCUUCGUUUUCUGCCGCGACCAUUAGGCCUGACCAAUGCCACUGUCACUGUCAUGGACUUCUCGGCACAUGCCAACUACACCUUUGAGAUUGAGUCACUCAAUGGUGUGUCAGACAUGAGCACCUUCCCUCGCCAGGCAGCUAUCAUCACCGUCAGCACUGAUCAGGGUGGUCCAUCUCUGAUUGGGGCACUGAAGAAAGACUGGGCCUCUCCCGACAGCAUCGCUCUCUCCUGGCCUCAACCUGAGCCGACAUUACUGCCCAUCCUUGACUACGAGAUCAAAUAUUAUGAGAAGGAGCACGAGCAGUUGAGCUACUCGUCAACUCGCAGCAAAGCUCCCAGUGUGAUCAUUUCAGGUCUAAAACCAGCGACCUGGUACGUCUUCAGUGUACGCACACGCACAGCAGCUGGAUACAGCUCCUACUCCGCUAAAUAUGAAUAUGAAACUACAGGGGACUCGUCAGACAUGGCUUCUGAUCAAGGCCAGGUGCUGGUCAUCGUCACAGCCGCGGUCGGUGGCUUUACCCUCCUCAUCAUCCUCACCCUCUUCCUCCUCAUCACUGGGAGGUGUCAGUGGUAUUUUAAGGCCAAGAUGACCUCAGAGGAGAAAAGAAGGACCAAUUAUCAGAAUGGGCAUGUUCCUUUCCCAGGUAUAAAAACAUAUGUGGAUCCUGACACAUAUGAGGACCCCACUCAGGCUGUCCACGAGUUCACCAAGGAGAUUGACCCAGCCAGGAUCCGCAUCGAGAGGGUGAUCGGAGCUGGUGAGUUUGGCGAGGUGUGCAGUGGUCGCCUGAGAACGCCGGGGAAGAAGGAGAUUGCUGUGGCAAUAAAGACAUUGAAAGGAGGCUAUGUGGAGCGUCAGAGGCGGGACUUCUUACGGGAGGCAUCCAUCAUGGGACAGUUUGACCACCCCAACAUCAUCAGGUUGGAGGGCGUGGUCACCAAAAGCAGGCCCGUGAUGAUUGUGGUGGAGUACAUGGAAAACGGAUCGCUGGACUCAUUUUUGAGGCAACAUGAUGGCCACUUUACUGUCAUCCAGUUGGUUGGCAUGCUGCGUGGCAUCGGCUCAGGCAUGAAGUAUCUGUCAGACAUGGGCUACGUUCACCGAGACCUGGCAGCUCGAAACAUCCUAGUCAACAGCAACCUGGUGUGUAAAGUGUCAGACUUCGGCCUGUCCCGAGUCCUGGAGGAUGACCCAGAGGCCGCUUACACCACAACGGGUGGUAAGAUCCCAAUCCGAUGGACAGCGCCUGAGGCCAUCUCGUACAGAAAGUUCUCCUCGGCCAGUGAUGCGUGGAGCUAUGGCAUCGUCAUGUGGGAAGUGAUGUCAUAUGGGGAACGGCCAUACUGGGAGAUGUCUAAUCAGGAUGUGAUUCUGUCCAUCGAAGAGGGCUAUCGGCUACCUGCACCAAUGGGCUGCCCCGUGGCCCUGCACCAACUGAUGCUGCACUGCUGGCAGAAGGAGAGGAGUCACCGGCCUAGAUUUACUGAUGUUGUUUGUUUCUUGGAUAAAUUGAUCCGCAACCCCAGCAGCCUGCUGCCACUGGUAGAGGACUUUCAGAGUCUACCAGAGUCUCCGGGGGAGGAAAUGGACUACCCAAUGUUCAUCUCCAUCGGUGACUGGUUGGACUCCAUCAAGAUGAGUCAGUACAAGAGCAAUUUUAUGGCAGCAGGCUACAACACAUUGGAUUCUGUGGCCAGGAUGAGUAUUGAAGAUGUGAGGCGUAUUGGGGUGGAGCUGAUCGGCCAUCAGAGACGAAUCAUCAGCAGCGUCCAGACCCUUCGCCUUCAGCUACUGCAAGAACAGGAGAAUGGCUUCCAUGUAUGAGGACGCUCUUUAACACCGCCUGGCAUGGACAGAUAGAUGGACCAGAUGGAAGUGAAGUCUAGACCAUAGGACAGACAGUCUUCAGCCUGUGCCUGAGUCUUAACCCCUCAUGCAGGAGGUCAUUGGACAGACUACCACAGCAGACUACCCCGUGUUCUCCCUCACAUCCAGUAGUAACAGACCUUUUUCUAUUAUCCACCCAUUAUCCAGCAUACCUGGUUUUGUCAGACUAUUACAGUCUGAUUUAGACUUUACAGACUUGCCCUCACCUAGGGGAAUGUAAUGCCUUGUUGCAGCGACAGUACUUUGUGUGUGGAGCAACAACAUCUAGGGAUGUAGAUUUGGAAAUGUAAUCUACUGAAUCUUUUAACUUUUGCUUUUCUUGCUCCAAGUUAUGUGCUCAUGUAGCUGCAAUUUUCUUAUUUAACAAAUAUCAAUAUUUUUUUAUUUUGGAUUAUGAUUAUUUCUCAUGAUGGUAUUUGCAUUGCUUUAGUUGUCCUUCUCUCCAGAGAAUCUGGUACACUAAUACUUGAAGAACAAAGCAAGAAGCAAGUUAUGGAGAUUUCUUGAAUGUUUAGUGUAUAGACAAUUAAUCGAUAAUUAUUAUCAUAACCUAAUAUCUAUAUAUGUGCAGUCCUGUAUGUGAAAGCCCUAGUAAAUCUGGAUCUUAUUUAAAAUGUUAUAUUUAUUUAGGAUUUUUUUUAUCCAAAUCAGCAAUACACUAUUAUGCAGAGUUGUGCAAUGAAAGAACUCCUGCUGACAUACAGAUGGGUGACAAAAGGAACACCUGCUCUCUUCCAGGAUGACAAUGCCCGCAUCCAUAGGGCAUGAGGGGUCACUGGUGUGAUGUGAAACAUAUGCUAUGUACUCGGCAGUCACCAGAUCUCAACCCAGCUGGUGGGAGAUUUUGGAGUGACAUGUUAGACAGCGUCUCCACCACCAUCA